AUGGGGGUUGUCGCUUUUCCUCACUUCACGCUCUUCACAACACUGGUUUUCAACAGCUUAUCUAACAGUAUUGCGAUUUCAGGCUUUCCUUGCCUUGGAGUAUUGUUGCAAAAAUUGGAGAGUCCAGCACUUCGUGCCUGCUUGAAAGUGCCUUCGAAUGAGGGCGUACUCGUGCGGAAAGUUGAGCCUACUUCUGAUGUUAGCAAUGUCUUGAAAGAGGGAGACGUGAUUGUUAGCUUUGAUGGUGUCCGUAUCGGGUGUGAAGGGACAGUGCCAUUUCGAUCAAGUGCACGCAUUGCAUUUCGCUAUCUCAUCAGUCAAAAGUUCACUGGUGAUGUAGCCGAGCUUGGUAUUAUUAGAGCUGGGGAAUUCAUGAAAGUUCAAGCACUUUUGAAGCCACGUGUGCAUUUGGUUCCUUAUCACAUAGAAUGCGGUCAGCCUUCAUACCUAAUAGUUGCCGGCUUGGUGUUUACACCACUAUCCGAACCCUUAAUAGGGGAAGAAUGUGAAGAUAGCAUAGGGCUAAAACUAUUGACAAAGGCUCGAUACUCUUUGGCAAAGUUCGAAGGAGAACAGAUUGUUGUGCUAUCACAGGUCUUGGCGAAUGAAGUGAAUAUCGGGUACGAGGAUAUAAGCAAUGAGCAGAUCUUGAAGUUGAAUGGCACUCGAAUUAAGAACAUUCACCAUUUGGCUCAUCUAGUGGAUUCUUGCAAGGAUAAAUAUCUAGUGCUCGAGUUUGAGGACAACUUUCUGGUUGUUUUGGAAAGGGAAGCAGCCGUAUCUGCAUCACCUAGUAUUCUUAAAGACUACGGAAUUCCAGCUGAAAGAUCAUCCGAUCUUUUGGAACCAUAUAUUGAUUCCGUCAGACCAGAUGAAGCAACCGAUCAACACGAGUUUGGUGAUAGUCCAGUUUCUAAUUCAGAAUUCGGCUACGAAGGGCUUCUUUGGUCUUGAUCAUGACCUAUUAAGUUCAGUUUAGCUUCUCACCUGGAGCCUUCUUUAGAUAUCAUCUCUAAGAUGGUUUACUUUGGCAGUUAUUUGUUCCUUGAUACUUGACCGGAAAAAGACACAGAUGACCAGGCAAUAUUUUGUCCAUGAAGAAUCUGUAUAGUAGGGCUUUAGUGCUGUCCUUUUUGCCAAAGCAAUUGCAAAAUUGGCCAAAAAAGUGGAUAAUCAUUUUCCAGUACAAAUGGAGGUUGCAGCAAAAAAUGUCCUCCAGUUGAAAUUAGUGUGGGUGGAAAUGUUGUACUAUAGAUUAGGCAUGGAGCAUUUUUGAGUUUUUUUGAGUUUUUUUUUUUUUUUUUGUUUCACGGGUAGGAUGUAGUCUCCCUUUAGGGAACAUGCUUUUCUUUAUUUAUUUUUAUGUUUUGUAAUUGACACGAUUCAAUUUUGACAACAAUUAAUAAAAGAGCUUACCCUA
Nicotiana tabacum (common tobacco) is the source of this 1420-nucleotide messenger RNA. The record is from RefSeq and is a predicted model, not a curated record. NCBI's taxonomy places the organism in Eukaryota, Viridiplantae, Streptophyta, Magnoliopsida, Solanales, Solanaceae.